UUUUGAUUUUGUUUGUUUUUGAUACGAUUUCGAGCCGAUAGCCUCGAGCGCUUCGAGAAUUUAUUUUGCAUUCAAUCAUUUAAAUUAAUAUUAAUUUAUAAUGGAAAAGCCACAGAAAAUGCCCAAAGUGGCUAAGGUGAAAAACAAAGCCCCCGCGGAGGUGCAAAUCACAGCAGAACAGCUGCUUCGUGAGGCCAAGGAACGAGAUUUGGAAAUUUUACCACCUCCGCCGAAACAAAAAAUUUCCGAUGCUGCUGAAUUAGCCGACUAUCAGCAAAGAAAGCGCAAAACUUUCGAGGACAAUCUUCGUAAAAACAGAAUGGUGGUGAGCAACUGGAUCAAAUACGCCCAGUGGGAGGAAUCGCAGAAGGAGAUCCAGCGAGCGCGGUCCAUCUGGGAACGUGCGAUUGACAACGAACACAGAAACAUAACGAUAUGGCUCAAAUAUGCCGAGAUGGAAAUGAAAAAUCGCCAGGUAAAUCAUGCCCGGAACCUGUGGGAUCGAGCCGUGACAGUGAUGCCCCGGACGAAUCAGUUCUGGUACAAAUACACUUAUAUGGAAGAGAUGCUGGAGAAUGUGGCCGGAGCGAGGCAGGUUUUCGAACGAUGGAUGGAAUGGCAACCGGAAGAACAAGCGUGGCAGACCUACAUCAAUUUUGAGCUGCGAUACAAGGAAAUUGAUCGGGCCAGACAGAUCUACGAGCGUUUCGUAAUGGUUCAUCCGGAAGUUAAAAACUGGAUCAAGUAUGCUCGAUUUGAGGAGGCUCACGGAUUCGUCAACGGUGCUCGAUCGGUUUAUGAACGGGCAAUUGAGUUUUUUGGGGAUGACAAUUCGGACGAACGGUUGUUUAUUGCUUUUGCGAAAUUUGAAGAAGGUCAGAAAGAGCACGAUCGUGUCCGUGUGAUUUACAAAUACGCUUUGGAUCAUCUACCGAAGGAACAGACGGCGGAUCUUUACAAAGCGUAUACGAUUCACGAGAAGAAAUAUGGCGAUAGAUCCGGAAUCGAAGAUGUGAUCGUUUCAAAACGUAAAUUUCAGUAUGAGCAGGAAGUUGCUGAGAAUCCAACAAACUACGAUGCUUGGUUUGAUUACCUUAGACUGGUCGAGAAUGAGAUGAACCAAGAAUUAAUCCGAGAAACGUACGAAAGAGCCAUUGCCAAUGUUCCUCCAGCAAAGGAUAAAAAUCUGUGGCGGCGGUAUAUUUAUUUAUGGAUUAAUUAUGCACUUUAUGAAGAACUAGAAACUGACGAUCUUGAGAGAACUCGACAAAUCUACAAGACAUGUCUCGAACUUAUUCCCCAUAAAAUAUUUACAUUCAGCAAAAUGUGGCUGCUCUAUGCCCAGUUUGAAAUCCGUUGUAAAAAUCUGCAAGUCGCCCGGAAAGCUCUGGGAAUGGCGAUUGGGAUGUGCCCUCGGGAUAAAUUGUUCAGAGGAUACAUCGAUCUGGAAAUUCAACUAAGAGAAUUCGAUCGUUGUCGAAUCUUAUAUGAAAAAUUCCUUGAAUUUGGACCAGAAAAUUGCAUCACCUGGAUGAAAUUUGCCGAAUUGGAAUCCUUACUGGGGGACAUCGACCGUGCUCGAGCGAUUUACGAGCUGGCCAUCCAACAGCCUCGCUUAGACAUGCCCGAACUGCUCUGGAAGAGCUACAUUGACUUUGAGGUACAGCAAGGAGAGUUUGAGUUUGCGAGGCAACUAUACGAGCGUCUCUUGGAGAGGACAACGCACGUUAAAGUGUGGAUAUCGUUUGCCAAGUUUGAAAUAGCGGCGGAAAAUGAAGACAACAUCAAUGUGCAGCUGUCUCGGCGGGUUUACGAAAGGGCCAACGACAGCUUAAAAAAUGCAACUGAAAAAGAGUCACGCGUGUUAAUUCUGGAAGCCUGGCGGGACUUUGAGAAGGAGCAUGGCGAUGAUGAAAACCUACAGAAGGUGAUGGCGAAGAUGCCACGAAAGGUUAAGAAACGACAGAAAAUCAUCUCCGAGAGCGGCGUGGAAGAAGGAUGGGAAGAGGUGUUCGACUUCAUCUUCCCAGAGGACGAGAUGGCUAGGCCGAACCUGAAACUGUUGGCCGCGGCCAAGAGUUGGAAAAAGCAAAAAGAGGUAGUUGUCGCACCGGCUGAGGGAAAUGAUAAUCGAAGUAAUGAUGUUGCUGAAGAGCAAGCAAAGGACGACUAAUUGUAAUGUCGAUUUAAAUAAACUAAGAAUAAUUAGAUUCAAAGAAAUACAUUAUUAUUUUCUAUUGAUCUAUUUCUA
Molecule: messenger RNA, 2251 nt
Organism: Armigeres subalbatus
Lineage: Eukaryota; Metazoa; Arthropoda; Insecta; Diptera; Culicidae
Gene: crn
Product: protein crooked neck
Exons: 2
Coding region: 101-2173 (690 amino acids)
Biological process (GO): spliceosomal complex assembly; mRNA splicing, via spliceosome
Cellular component (GO): U2-type catalytic step 2 spliceosome; precatalytic spliceosome; Prp19 complex
Molecular function (GO): protein binding
Source: RefSeq, a predicted model, not a curated record